Messenger RNA from Zingiber officinale, 1863 nucleotides. Its product is annotated as O-glucosyltransferase rumi homolog. The coding region runs from base 209 to 1765 and encodes 518 amino acids. The record is from RefSeq and is a predicted model, not a curated record. NCBI's taxonomy places the organism in Eukaryota, Viridiplantae, Streptophyta, Magnoliopsida, Zingiberales, Zingiberaceae. The transcript has 6 exons.
ACCUACGCCGAGUAAACACAGCCAAUGGCAGGCUUCUCCCUUGACUACUUUCCAACACUCUCCAUCUCUCCGCCACAGCUCGACUGAUACUUUUCUCAACUAGCUCGGACGCAGAGCCAUGGGGAAGGAGGAGGAGCAGCUCACGGAGAAUCUCAAGAAAUAACUCGAAGAAAGGAGGAGGGCUCCAUCAGGAUCAGAGACCAGUUGCAUGUCUUUGUUCUCUUCAGCAGAGGCAGCAAGGACCAUGGCGAUGAGGGCACAGUUGGAGGGAAAGGGAAAGGGUAAUGGAAAGGGUUUCCCUAUCAGAGCAGUCAUUGGCCUCUUUGUUGCCCUCUCGGUUCUGGCCUUCUUCCUCUCCAACAACACUUUCUUCAGGUCAAGUGAACAAGUCUAUCAACAGACUAUAAAUCCCCCGAAUGCCAAACGACCCGAUCGUCAGACUUCUAAUCUACAACACUCCAAAACACAACCUAUACCUAUCACCUUGUCCUGCGAAAGUCCAACCGCAACGGUUUGUGAAAGACGAUCAACUCCAAUGCCUACUCCACAUCUCACCACUUCCUACAAUUCACCUUCCUGUCCUGAAUACUUCAGGUGGAUCCAUGACGAUUUGCGCCAUUGGAAGUCCACAGGGAUCACAAGGGAGAUGAUCGAGAAUGCACAUGAGUAUGCUACCUUUCGAUUGGUGGUGCUUGAUGGUCGCGUUUAUGUUCAGGAAUACUAUGGCAAAUUCAUGACAAGGAAUGUUUUCAGCCUGUGGGGCAUUCUUCAGCUUGUAAACCGGUAUCCUGGACGUGUUCCUGAUCUUGAUCUCAUGUUCAAUUGCAUGGACCAACCGGCAGUUAAGUCUUUUGAGUACAAUUCAUCGACUCCACCACCGGUGUUCCAUUACUGCAACAACGAUAAGACUUGGGAUAUCCUUUUCCCGGAUUGGUCCUUCUGGGGCUGGCCCGAGAUCAACAUCAAGCCUUGGGCAUCGCUGCUGAAGGAAAUGAAAGAAGCAAACGAAGAGAUGAAGUGGAUCGAUAGGGAGCCUUAUGCAUUUUGGAGGGGCAAUCCCCAUAUGGGUGGCAAUAGGUUUGAUCUUCUCAAGUGUAAUGUUACCGAUGAACAUGACUGGAAUGCUAGGAUCUACGCACAGGAUUGGAAACAAGAGGAAAUGCAAGGCUUCCGACACUCAGACCUUGCUAGGCAAUGCGAUAACAGGUAUCGGAUUUAUGUAGAUGGCCUUGCGUGGUCGGUGAGCCAGAAGUACAUUAUGGCAUGCAACUCACCCACAUUGUUCUUGGACACUCCUUGGAUUGAGUUUUUCCAAAGAGGCCUCGUUCCGGGGCACCAUUACUGGCCUAUUCGAGGGAACAACAAGUGCAGGGCGAUCAAGGUGGCUGUCGACUUUGGCAAUGGGCACAACGAAGAGGCACAAGCUAUGGGAAAGGCGAGCAGUGACUUCUUCCAAGAAGAAGUGAAGAUGGACUUCGUCUACGACUACAUGCUACAUUUGUUGACAGAAUACGCUAAGCUUCUGCGAUUCAAACCAAGCAUCCCGGAAAAUGCCACAGAGUUAUGCUUGGAGUCAAUUGCCUGCCGUGCCCCGACUAACGUGAAGAAGUUCCUGUUGGAGUCGAUGGAGAAGACGACUCAUGAGGCAGAGCCAUGCUCAUUGCCUCCACCCUUCACGCCCAAGGAGCUCCAACAGAUGCAGGAGAGGAAGGCAAAUGCCGCGAAGGAAGUUGCGGUAUUAGAGGAAGAAGCAAACAAGUUCUAAGGGAACCAUGGCUGUGAUCAUAGUUGAUGAACUAAAUGAAAUUGUAGCACAAAGCUUGAAUCUUUCGAGUCUAAUCUAAAUAUGGCAAGUGAUCUCAA